Triticum dicoccoides is the source of this 1842-nucleotide messenger RNA. RefSeq names its product probable inactive receptor kinase RLK902. Gene Ontology annotation, molecular function: ATP binding; protein binding; protein kinase activity. The record is from RefSeq and is a predicted model, not a curated record. NCBI's taxonomy places the organism in Eukaryota, Viridiplantae, Streptophyta, Magnoliopsida, Poales, Poaceae. The transcript is spliced from 4 exons. Gene Ontology annotation, biological process: protein phosphorylation. The coding region runs from base 1 to 1740 and encodes 579 amino acids.
AUGGCGCCUGGGCUGCGGUUCCCGCCGGCGUUCGCCCUCGUGCAGCUCGUGGUCACGCUGCUCGCUGUGCUGCCUCGCCAUGUUGUGCCGGACCUGGCCGGCGACCGCGACGCGCUGCUCGCCCUGCGCACCGCCGUGGGAAGUCAUCUGAAGUGGGACCUCUCGGUGUCCCCGUGCCAGGGGUGGCAAGGCGUCAGCUGCAGCCCCGGCCCCAACCAGCGCGUCGUGGAGGUGCGGCUAGUUGCCAAGAGCCUGAGCGGGCAGAUCCCGGUCGGCACGGUGGGCAACCUCACCGCCCUACAGACGCUGUCGCUCCGGUUUAACGCCAUCUCCGGCCCCAUCCCGGCGGACAUCGGCAGCUGCACCGAGCUCCGGUGGCUGUACCUCAAGGGGAACCGAUUUGACGGCGACAUACCGGAGAGCUUCUUCUCGCUGGCAUUGCUCAAGAAGGCCGAUCUCUCCGGGAAUCGCCUCACCGGCGGCGUGUCAUCAGAGUUCAACAAGCUCGGGAACCUCGCCACGUUGAACCUCGAGGGCAAUAACCUUAACGGCGCGCUCCCGAGCGGCCUUGACCUCCCAAAGCUCACGCAGUUCAACGUGUCCUACAACGGCCAGAUCGAUGGCCCCGUGCCCGCGUCACUCGCCGGGCUGCCCGCGAGCGCCUUCCUCGGGACGGCGCUUUGCGGCGGCCCUCUCGCUGCUUGCCCCAACUCCGACUCCGAGGCCCACAAGAGUCGCAAGCUAACCCUUGGCGCCAUCGUCGGCAUCAUCAUCGCUGCGUUGGUCGUUCUCAUCGUCAUCCUUUCAAUCUGCGUUCUCAUCUUCAGCCGGCGGCGGCGGGCGGCGGCCGGAAGGUCCACCGAGGCCGCGGCCGACGUGCACGAGGGCACGGAGCCUAUAACGGUGACCGUGGCGAUGACGGGCAGGGACGCCGUGAAGCGGUCGCACUCCCCGCCGGCGCGCCGGAGAGGCCCUAUGACCUGGAGACGAUUGGUCGCCCUCGGCGCUCUCCGCCACGACAACCUGCCGGGUCUCCGCGCCUACUUCUACAGCAAGGAGGAGAAGCUCCUCGUCUUCGACUUCGUCGGCGCCGGCAGCCUCUCCUCCCUUCUCCACGGCAGCGGAGCGGAGCGCCUCGACUUCACGACGCGCGCACGGAUCGCGCUGGCGGCGGCGCGCGGCGUGGCGUUCAUCCACGGCGGAGGGCCCAAGGCGUCGCACGGCAGCAUCAAGGCGUCCAACAUCGUCGUCAGCGGGAAGCGCGACAGCGCCUACGUGGCCGACUACGGCCUGGCGCAGCUCGUCGGCACAGCGGGGCUGCCGAAGCGGGGCACGGGCUACCGCGCCCCGGAGGUGACCGACGCGCGCGUCGUGUCGCAGAAGGCCGACGUGUACAGCUUCGGCGUGGUGGUGCUGGAGCUGCUCACCGGGCGCGCGCCGACGCACGCGCUCCCGGAUGGCGGCGCCGGCGGCAGCGGCGUGGACCUCGCGCGGUGGGUGCGGUCGGUGGUGCAGGAGGAGUGGACGUCCGAGGUGUUCGACUCCGUCAUCGGCAGCGAGCCGCGCGUGGAGGAGGAGAUGAUGCGGCUGCUGCAGCUCGGGAUGGAGUGCACCGAGCAGCACCCCGACCGGCGCCCGACGAUGGCCGAGGUGGAGGCGAGGAUCGAACGCAUCGUCGAGGACGCGAGCCGGAGGGCCGACUUCAGCAGCACCGACGGCAGCCGGAGCGUGUCCGCAUGAGCAUCACCGGCCAUAUUCUUUUUCAAGGUCUAUAAGAGUUUUUUUUUUUUGUAAUGAGACGAUUAGGUUUAUAUUUGUUACUGUAUUUGUUGUUCUACAAUA